CCACGUUUCUAACGCAAAUUUAUAGUCCAUAAGUUGUCUAGGUUAUCGGGUUCCUAAAGACUAAAUACACGGGGACAAAGCCCAAGUUAAUCAGAUUUAGCAAAACAUUGUUUUUGUUGGAGCUGACAUCGCGAAAAACAAGAUAGCAUAGGCAAAGAGUCGGGGAGUCGAUAGACCUAGACCAAACGACGCUUGCUAGGAAAACCGGCGCUGGAGAGUAAAUGCGGGCAAACUGGGUUUAACAAUGGGAAAAAUUAGACCGCAAGCUAGGAAAGUGGUGAGAAACCAGCGUUCAAUUUUACAAUGUUCACUCCUCGUUACUCUUCAACUGGCCUAUAGAAACGCCGGCAUCUUAACAAUUGCUGGUAUAAUAACCGGUCUGGCAUUUACCACAAUAACUCGAAGGACAUUAGUGUCGAAAUGACAUCACGACAGCCGAGUAAUGGUGCAAAAUGUGCAGAUGUUUUUGGGUGCGAAAGCAACCCGGAGCGGUGUUUGCGCAGUUAACCCGAGAGAGGAUUGACUUUGCAUGUGAGGACUCAAGUGUCGAGAUUUUCUGCUCGUAUGGUACGGGCAUCAAAGUCCUGCGCGCUCAGUACGGACGAGAGCUGAGAGAAAGUGCUCUUUGCCAGGAUAACACCAAAAAAAUUACCGAGUGUAGCCUGAUGGAUGUUACUGACAUCAUUAAGGGCAUGUGUACCGACCUGAAACGAUGCUCCGUCCCUGUGAAUAACGCGGUCUUGGGAGACUUGUGCCCUGGCGUGUACAAGUACUUUAAACUGAUUUACGAGUGCAAAAUAUUGCCUGCGUUUCUAUCAACAACGUCUAAAGACAUCACAACGGCUAUCCGUGUUAUCAGCUCAAGAUCCGAGCAACACCAUGAGGCCACCAGAGCAAACACCCAAGAGUCUAAGAAAAUAUUGCCGACAACCACGCCGACCCCCUAUGUGCCCACCACACCACGUGACAUGAUCACGACAAAGCACGCAAACCGAUCGAGUACCGAACCACCCGAGGUCCACCGAAUGAAAACCGAAGACCCGAACAUUUACGACCGGGAAGUGUUUCAACCGAGAAACAGCGCAAACUCAUUCGGAAGAGACCUUUUUAGCAUGUAUCAAGUUGGACUUGUUGGUAUUACAGUAUUCUUUUUUGAUUUGUUGUCGAAGAGCGCCUGGUGGAUCUUAUAGGUUGACAACGAAAUUUGAAAAGAAGGUGGAAAAAUGAAAAACCUCAGUAACAUUUGUUAAGGCGGAAAGCUGAAUAUCUUAAUAACAGUUGCUAAUAAGGCGAAAGAUGAAUACCCCAGUAACAGUCGCUAAGGCGGAAAGAAGAAUAUCAAGUAACAUUUGCUAAGGCGGACAUAUAAAUACCUCAGUAACAGUUGCUAAGGCGAAGUUCGUAUGCUUUAGUAACAGUCGUGUGCCUUAGAAACGGUUGCUAAGACAUAUACGUAACAAUUUGUAGGGCAAAAUGCGCAAGUCUUUAUCGUUGAUGCAAAAGACCGAUACCUGAUAAUGACAAAAGGAUUUUUGUGCAUACAAUAACACUGUUUAUCAAAUAAUGUGUAAAAAUCCACUUCUAUGAUAAAACUUGCAAAAGAAGUUUAUAUAAAAAGACGUACGCUAAAAGGCCUGGUGAUUGGACUUCAAGCUCAUUCAAAUGUAAAUAUUUGACACUCCUAGCUUGGGAUAACUAUUAUUUCCUCAAAGGAAUGCCUUGGAAUCCUGUAAAAGCUGUAGAAAAUUAUUAUAGAAGGUAAUAUAAAGCUGUGAAUAGUCAUUUUUUCGUAUGACGUGCAUGAGACAAACUGUAAACAAACUGUAAAUAGGUUUUUAUCGGUGAAUAAUGAGUCAAUAACGUUAAAGGUGGCUUUGGCUCGUAAAGCUCUAAUAUUCUUACACUGUGUAAGCAGCAAAGUUAAUACAACAGAGUGCUAAUGAUAAACAAGAAAUCCUAGAAAAGUAGAAUCAAUGGGUAUUUUGUUCCAUAUCACAGACUCUUUUUCAUUAUUUCUUGAUAACAUUUUGCGAAAGAAGUCAUCCGAAAGUUACACAAAAGUUACACUUAUUGUGAAUUUAGAUAUUUUAUGAGGUGCAUCGAGACUUAAAUGACAUAAUAUACAUGUAAUAUACUUAUAUGAAGUCAGAUUAGCUCGUCCCGUUAAUGCGAGUUGGCGAGUAACUAGGACGCGUACCGCUCCCCCCCCCUCCCCUGGCUAGAUUGACGAUGGAAGUAAAGAUACCGGAAAUAAUAAAAUGUCGGUAGUCGCCAAA
This is a messenger RNA of Nematostella vectensis (starlet sea anemone), 2276 nucleotides long. Its product is annotated as adhesion G protein-coupled receptor L1. Bases 453 to 1190 code for a protein of 245 amino acids. The transcript is spliced from 4 exons. Gene Ontology annotation, molecular function: carbohydrate binding. The record is from RefSeq and is a predicted model, not a curated record. Lineage: Eukaryota; Metazoa; Cnidaria; Anthozoa; Actiniaria; Edwardsiidae.